AUGAUGUCCUCCAAGUUGAAGUGGCUACUUGUGAUCCAGCUCCUGCUGAGUGAACAGGUUCUGUGCAGGGUCCCGCCUUCUUUGGGACAGAGAAAUACUCUGCUGCCAGAAACUGACCUUCAUGAAGACUUAAAAGAGACAACCAACCAGGACCAUCUCUCCAUCCUAGGAUCCCAGCUCCAGCUUGGCCUCCCUCCUCCUGCAGGAAAACCUCGUCUUGUAUCAGUGGUUGCACAAAAAGAGGAGAGAGUUCAAUCAGCACAACGUAUAACCUCAGUCCUCAGGGAGAAGCUUCAGGGUCAGAUUCAAGAUUAUGUGCACAUUCAGGAGAACGUGAGCUGUGCUGAACUGCUGUCAGCUAGCACCCUGGAUGACUCCUCAUCCUCAUUGUUCCCACAGGAGUUGCUGGGUCUGUCUUUGGUGCCCGUGUUGACGGUGGCAGGCUGCACACAGGAGGCUCAGAUCCUGGUGCUCAAGUUGUACGAGCUGCUAGGGGAGGCAGACACGGAGGAUCUCCUCAUGGAGAUGGAAGGCCUGAUAGAGAGUAGGAUGAGCAAAACUGCAACUAAGCCAGCACCUGCAUCAGCAGCAGUGCCGUCAGAGACGGAUACAGCUGGUAGCCACAUAGAGGCCGUGAUGUUCAACAUCCAGCAGCUUGCCUCAGUGGGAGAGGGAACAUUAAAAAUGGAAGGGCUCUGUGAGGGCUGGAGCAGGGUGAAUGGAACAACACUGGUAGGAACAGCCGUGGAAGGAGCUGCAGGUGAUCUGAAGGAGGCUGUGAGCACCUGUGAGAGGCUGGGAGUCCUGUGUGCUGGUGUGAGCAGCAGUGGGACACUCAAAUAUAGGAAAUACCAGGCCCUGCUUAGAAAAGGUAGUCGCAUACUGCCCUCUGAAUCCUCAGAGACUGAGAGCUGGAUCCGUCAGUGCAGCUCCGAAGAGGAUGUUUUCACCCCUGCAGGUUCAAGUCGACGAUUGAAGCGAAGCCCCCAAAGGAGCUGCAUCAACAGGAGUGAGGAGCGCGUUUACAACGUGGUGGAGUGGAUCCCUGCGGUAAGCACCCUCUACAACCUGGGCACCGCUGUGUACUACGCUUCGGUCAACUGCUCUGAAACAGCCAAGGAGAGAGCCAUCCUCAGCGCUGUAGACCUCGGUACAGAUGCUCUCAUGGUGGCCACAGGGGGGACUGCCGGGGUGGCGGGCUACGCGCUGGGUGCAGGGGUGAAGACAGGGGUGAAAGCUGGGGUCAGGUAUCUGCUUAACUCUAUGAAGCAGGAAGACGACGUGCUGGUGAACCAGUUCAGCUGGGAGGAGGGCGUCCUCACCAUCGAGUAGACUGACAGCUCAAUAAACCAACCUUUCAAGCUUUAGAAAAUAAAUACAGUUAAUCUUUUUUUUUUUUUCCAGAAAACAAUUAUCCAGGAUCACAGUUGUUAAUUGACAGAGUUUAAGAGUAGCAGAUUGUCUUUUAGGAUUUUACUAUUAUGUAGAGAUUGUUAUUAGCAGAUGAGGAUUUUACAUGUUACUGUAUUUCUCAGAGAAUUAUCAAAAUCAAGGUUUGAAGAGGACAAUAGCUUUUUGGUUGUUUGUAUGUGCCCAUCAAGUUCAUUUGACAAAAUUUGAAACAAUAACUGUUGUUAAGCCAGGAGGAUUUGAAUUUGCUUGUAAAUGUAAAUGAUAAGUUUGUUUUUUAAAAGAACCAUAGAAAUAAUCUGUUUGAGAAAAGGGAUAGCCGUUAACUGCAAAAGUUUACUCAAUGUAUAUAUAAAAAGAAGGAUCAUGAAAUUAACAUUUUUGAACUGUUAGCUUUUCUGUUUUGGAUAAAUCUGUUGAAUCUUUCAUCAUGUUAAGCAAAAACUUUUCAAGGAAUGGUCUCAGGUAUUACAUGUUCAAUCACUCAACACUAUAAUCGUAUACUUGUACACCCAUGUUGUUUUCUGUCCAUUGAAACAUUUGAUCAGAACAUCACAUUCCUGCCUCUGGUGUUACUGCAGGGACAAUAAACUCAGAACUAUGCUGUUGAAUUGUUUUUUUCCUGAAUGUCAAUAAAUUGUAUGGUAUACUAUUAA
Messenger RNA from Notolabrus celidotus (New Zealand spotty), 2066 nucleotides. It is a transcript of the gene apof, whose product is annotated as apolipoprotein F. The coding region runs from base 1 to 1332 and encodes 443 amino acids. Gene Ontology annotation, biological process: cholesterol metabolic process. NCBI's taxonomy places the organism in Eukaryota, Metazoa, Chordata, Actinopteri, Labriformes, Labridae. The record is from RefSeq and is a predicted model, not a curated record. The transcript has a single exon.